Molecule: messenger RNA, 1521 nt
Organism: Trichechus manatus latirostris (Florida manatee)
Lineage: Eukaryota; Metazoa; Chordata; Mammalia; Sirenia; Trichechidae
Gene: PGPEP1
Product: pyroglutamyl-peptidase I
Exons: 5
Coding region: 20-649 (209 amino acids)
Biological process (GO): proteolysis
Cellular component (GO): cytosol
Molecular function (GO): pyroglutamyl-peptidase activity
Source: RefSeq, a predicted model, not a curated record
AGGCGGCAGCCAACGGGCCAUGGAGCAGCCCAAGAAGGCGGUGGUGGUGACGGGGUUCGGCCCUUUUGGGGAGCACACUGUGAACGCCAGCUGGAUCGCAGUCCAGGAGCUGGAGAAGCUGGGCCUCGGCGACAGUGUGGACCUGCAUGUGUACGAGAUUCCCGUCGAGUACCAGACAGUGCAGAGGCUCAUCCCUGCCCUGUGGGAGAAGCACAGUCCACAGCUGGUGGUACAUGUGGGGGUGUCAGGCAUGGCAACCACCAUCACACUGGAGAAGUGUGGACACAACAAGGGCUACAAGGGGCUGGACAACUGCCACUUCUGCCCUGGCUCUCAGUGCUGCGUGGAGGAUGGGCCUGAAAGCAUUGACUCCAUCAUCGACAUGGACGCUGUGUGCAAGAGAGUCACUAUGCUGGGCCUGGACGUCUCAGUGACCAUCUCACAGGAUGCUGGAAGGUACCUCUGUGACUUCACCUACUACACUUCUCUAUACCAGAGCCAUGGCCGAUCUGCCUUUGUCCACGUGCCGCCGCUGGGAAAGCCAUACAAUGCGGACCAGCUGGGCCGAGCGCUGCAGGCCAUCAUUGAGGAGAUGCUCGAUGUGCUGGAGCAGUCAGAAGGCAAAAUCAACUGUCGCCACAAACACUGAGGGCUACUUGGACCUCCCAAGACCUCGUCCUGCCGGGCGCCUCGGGAAGGGAUGCCUGCCCUCCAGGGCCUGGCCAGGAAGAACAAGCUGUCAGCCGGGGAUCCAAUUUCGAUGAAGCAUUCUGAUUCACACGCCUCCCUCUCCUCUUUUCUCCGAGAAAGUUAUGGCUGAUUUGAAGAAGGAGGUGGCUGAAGAUUUUUUUCUAUUUCCUUUUGCUUUUGCUAUGGCUGAGGGAGGGGCAGGCAGGCCCUGAAUUCCACAGGAAGUCCUAAACAAGUGAAUCUACAGUUGGUGGGCUGGAGGUUGAGGCCACCUAUUCUGUGCCCGUGGGCAAAGAGGUUCCAGAACUCUCCAUCCGCACCUGGUUUUCCUGAAAUUUAAAAACCUCAUGAGGAACCUUUCUCCUGAUCCAUGUUCCAACAUCCUGGACAGCCCCAGCAAGGGCCACCCUGGGAUAUGGUGUGAUAUUUUUCCUCUUUCUUCUUCUCUUUUUUAAAACAAUAGUGCUAGUUUGGAGCACUGAGUAAUCUAUAUUCCCUUUGGUUUAAAACUCAGACUUUAGCCAACAACGAAAGUGUCUUUUCUUUGUCUUGGGGUGUAACCCCUUUGCCUCCCACCCCGAAGCCUGGAUUUAAGACUUCACGUCUUUGUUUGGGGGCUGGCAUUGGGUCUCCUGGCUUUGUGGGUGAGGCAGCUGCCCCAGGUGUGGCCAUGGGGCUCUCAGCUGCCCCCAUGGGACCUCUGGAGCGGGCCCGCCAGUGAGAAAGUAUUAAGAUGUGCAAGUGACUUAUUGUUUUUUCAAUAUGUAAAAGAUUUGUAGCAGCUACAAAACUGGCCCAAGCUGGCCUGGAUUUUUGCAAUGUUGGUGCUGA